AAUUGUCAUGUUUGAUGAAAAGUAAACGUACUAAAUUAAAAAGAAAGGCUAAUUUGUCGAAGUUGUUUGAAAUGAUGUAGGCUACAACACGUUGUCUUUAUUUUAGCCGCACGUGAGCUGUUAAAACAUGACAGUACAGUAUAUAUCCAACAAGCUAGCAUUAUGACACACAAUAUUUUUUGGGGGGGUGCAUCUGUUAUAGGCCAGUGGUUAAAAUCACUAUCACAGUGCAGAUUAACGGGCGAUUAUGUCUCAGAGUAUCAAGAAUUAUCACGACAAACGUCCCGUUUUUAAUUUCUCCCGUCAUGAGCGACAAUAGCUUCGUGUGGUCGCUAUAACAACGCGAAAUGUAUUUUCGCUGAGACACAAGGCGCGUAAAUUGAAGUCAUGCUGCUGCAGGAAGGGCUUCCUCGGUGGACGACGAUUGUUGGAAAAAUCCGGGAGGCGGGGGGGAGUUGUUGCAAUUCAUGAAAAGUAUUCUUGUUUAAACGGAAGCUUGGGGACUGCAUGCGCAAUGCAGCAUUCAAGGAUCUAACACGGUACUUUUCGUCGUCACAGCCUCACGCGCAGGCUCUACUUUUUCAGAUUGAUUUAGGGUACUACCCCACCGCCUUUUGUGAAAGACUUGAACACAUUACGAUCGUUAUGGAGACCCCCAAGUUGACCGACGUUUCCGUUGGAACACAGAGGAGGCCUGUCGUGUAUGUUUAAAAAUAUUGACGUUUAUUUUUUUAACUUUAUUUAGUCCCGGAUGUGACCAAUAUUCGCCAGUCAUCCUCAUAAAACGUAUUUUUUUUCGGUGUAAGUGUUUGACCACAAUGCCACAUGCUGUGGGCGUGGAUGCGUGUUCACGUGUCAGCGCGAAGGUAUCAAGAGUGCGCGCAUGGAAGUGCAUGUGACACGUUUUUAAAUGCACGCGCCCGGCGUCCACGUAUUAAAACCGCGUGCGUAACAAUCGCGUCGAAUCCACGCGUGGACACGCACAUCCUGUCAUCUCGCCUGGGCGAGUUCCUAAAAAAAAAAAAAAACACCCAAUCCACGAGGCCAAAUGAUUUAUCAAAGUGCUAUUAUCAAGAAAAUGCCCCGCCAAGGGCACCUUGCUCUGCACUGACGCACGGAACCCGAGAAAGAAAAUCGGUGCACGCGCUGCUUUGGCGCGCACACGAGCAAGUCAGCUCGCUGGCAUCACUCGUCAUUUCCACCUACAACACUUUGAGCCUGUUCAGAGAACUCCGCGGAAUGGUAAGUGUUUCCGAACAGCCCUCCUUGAGUCUGCUUUCACGUUCUUUUUCGAUACUUUUGACUUUGUCACACCGCUGUUGGACUCUGUGCGAUUUCUUUGCGCUGUCGGUGGUGCUGAAAUCCGCCAGGCAGUCGGACUUGACUUCACUGCUUCUCUCCACGCAGGUUUUAGCAACUUCGUAAUUUAGUGACAUUUAGUCAUUCUAGAAAGUCGCGUGAGCUCCUAGCUGGGCAAUUACAACAGUUUUCGCUCAUAUUUUUACAGCCCUCAUUUUGAUCAUAUGCCCGAAGGGGCUUCCUUUCCAGGCAUAGUCAUUUAGAAUUGUGCGCCCCUGGUCAACCCAUAGUGAUGCCGGUGGUCGUGCAUGCUUGCCCGGGAGAGCGAAGCCGCUGAGACCCGCAGCAGCUUGUCUAUUGCCCAUAAAAAAUAAAUAAAUAAAAUCUUGGAUGUGUGUGUGUGCGUGUGUGUGUGUGUGUGUGUGUGUGUGUGGGUGUGUGUGUGUGUGUGUGUGUGGGUGUGUGUGUGCAGUGACACGAGGGGAAAUGGGCCGUAAAAUUAAAGAAUCCUGCAGAACGACAGAAGAGGGGGUUGGGGGGGGGUAUAGCAAAGCACCCCCCCCCCCACUAAGCCACACACAUCCCCACACAGCCGGUCCAGACCUGAGCCGUGAGUAGAGAAUGCUUCCCCAAAACGUCGCAGAGAGGCACUUUCCCCAUCCCAGCGCCGACAUGGGCUGCACCCAACCGUCAUUCUGCCACUUUCUGCACUUGUGACCCACACUUUGUCGUCAUCAUCCGCCACUUCCAUGUUCCAGGACGAGCAGAGAAACAUGGCCAAACAACCGGUGGCCCACAUCCCCACGCAGCAGCCGGACACAACUGCGGGAUUAACAGCCAGCAGAGCCGAAAUCAACCCGCUUCAGCCGGCCACUCCUCAGCACAACCACCCGGCGCCCCAGCCGCCGCCUCCGUGCAACGAGAGCCAAACUUUUUGCCCCACGGAAAAUAUACCGGGAGCACCGGACGCCAAUAAAGCAUACGGGACGUUCAAAAACAAUCCCCCUGUCGUCCCGGCGACGAUGACGGCCAAUUCGGCCUUUGGGAAGGAGCCCCCGGCUGCGCCCUGCGGGGUUGGGGCGCAGUACGCGGAGCAGAACAACACCGCUUCCACCUGGACCCAUUUGAGUCAGACCACCGUCGUACUGGGCAUAGAUGGCAACAUGUCUGUUCAAACCGGCUCCUUGACUCGAGCUGAAGACGAUGACGAUGAGGGAGGCGACGAGAACAAGGCCAGGGGAAACUGGUCCAAUAAACUGGAUUUUAUUCUCUCCAUGGUUGGCUAUGCAGUGGGACUGGGGAACGUGUGGAGGUUUCCCUAUCUUGCUUUCCAGAACGGUGGAGGUGCAUUUUUGAUCCCUUACCUGACAAUGCUGGGGAUCGCAGGCAUUCCCAUCUUUUUGCUAGAAGUGUCCCUGGGCCAGUUUGCCAGCCAGGGCCCCGUGUCGGUGUGGAAGUGCAUCCCGGCACUACAAGGUUGCGGGAUUGCCAUGUUGAUAAUAUCUGUCUUGAUAGCCAUAUACUAUAAUAUUAUUAUGUGCUGGACACUGUACUACCUGUUCGCUUCGUUGAAGGGCUCACUGCCAUGGGCUAACUGUAGGAAUGCGUGGAACACGGUGGAUUGUAAAGACAAAGACAUGCUGCUAUUAGACUCCUGCAUUGUGCAGGAUGGAAACUUCACCUCCAUCAAGAACUCCUCUUUUUGUCUGUCUGCCAACGUUGUUGGAAACCUGAGUAAACUAUUAAACAUGGCCGUGGAAGGUGAAAAGACAUAUGUCAGCCCCAGUGAGGAGUACUUCAAGUACAAUGUGCUGCACAUCUCCAAAGGCAUUGAAUAUCCGGGAGACAUUCGCUGGCCUCUGGCAGGCUGUCUGUUUCUGGCCUGGGUCAUUGUCUACGCCUCUUUGGCCAAGGGAAUCAAGACAUCAGGAAAGGUGGUGUAUUUCACAGCCACUUUUCCCUACGUGGUUCUGGUGAUUCUCUUGAUCCGAGGCGUGACCCUCCCGGGGGCCGCUGACGGUAUCCUCUACUUCAUCACACCAAAGUGGGAGAAACUGAUGGAUGGAAAGGUGUGGAAAGACGCGGCCACUCAAAUCUUUUUCUCGCUGUCUGCCGCGUGGGGAGGCCUGAUCACGCUCUCCUCCUACAAUAAGUUCCACAAUAACUGCUACAGGGAUACCAUCAUCGUGACAUGUACCAACAGUGCCACCAGUAUUUUUGCUGGCUUCGUCAUCUUUUCUGUCAUUGGUUUCAUGGCACAUGAGUUGGACGUGCCAAUAGACGAGGUGGCAGAUGAAGGUCCAGGCAUAGCAUUUGUGGUGUACCCGGAGGCUCUGACCAGACUUCCCCUCUCUCCAUUCUGGGCAAUCAUCUUCUUUCUUAUGCUCCUGACUCUCGGCCUGGAUACCAUGUUUGCGACCAUUGAGACCAUCGUGACCUCUGUGUCAGACGAGUUCCCCAAGUACUUGAGGAAGCACAAACCAAUCUUCACCCUGGUCUGCUGCAUCGCCUUCUUCAUCCUGGGAUUUCCCAUGAUCACGGAGAAUGGCAUGUACAUGCUGCAGUUGGUGGACACGUAUGCAGCCUCCUACUCCUUAGUCAUCAUUGCCAUCUUUGAGCUAGUGGGGAUUUCUUAUCUCUAUGGGCUGCAAAGGUUUUGCGAGGAUAUUGAAAUGAUGAUUGGAUUUCAGCCCAAUCUCUUCUGGAGACUUUGCUGGGCCUUUGUGACACCAACCAUUCUGACGGGCAUCUUGAUGCUGAGUCUUUCUCAGUGGAGCGUCAUGACAUACGAGGAAUACACCUACCCCACCUGGUCUAUGGUGCUUGCAUGGCUAAUGGUUAUCUGUUCCGUCAUCUGGAUCCCCAUCAUGUUUGUCAUCAAGAUGUACCUCGCUCCCGGCACCUUAAUUGAGCGUCUGAAGCUGGUUUGUUCCCCUCAGCCCGACUGGGGUCCCUUCUUGAUGAAGCACCGCGGAGAGCGCUACAAGAACAUGAUGGACCCACUAGGAACCAGCUCCUUAGGCCUCAAACUGCCCUCUACGGACUUCUAGCUCAGUUCUUUCUAGUCGCAGCAGCCCCUGGAGAGCUCAAACCUUGGGCAGGGGUGUCAGGAUGGAGCCCUUUUCUUUUGCACCUUCCCUCUGCCUUCUUUUUUUCACACUUUGUGUUUUCACCGCCCUCUCCCUUUGUCUUCCUCCUUCUCUCACUCUUCUCUCAGGGAGGAGGGCUGCCCAGGUGGAAUCGUCUCCACUGCUGCUGCUGCUGCUGCUUUGUGCUCAGCUUUUAGUCUAUCAUUGCCUCUCACUCAUGAUGACGACUAAUUUCACCGCACCCUUCGCGGGGGCUCUGAUUCUUUGUGGCCUCUUGUCAUUGAUGGACAGAGCUGCAAUCUGCAAUACCUUAGCUGCUCCCAAUGGCGUCACAUGUCUAUGUGGUCGCGCGCACGUGUGUGCGUGUGCGUGUGCGUGCAUGUGUGUAUGUGUUCGUGUGUGUGUGCGCGCGCUUACAACCAUACUUAUGUGAAAAAAAAAAGAAUUUGUUUCAGACACAGAAAAAAAACUCAUGGGUGACAGAGACGAUGGUUUGAAAAUGGGUUCACCAUCAUCACACCCGCGAAAAUAUUGGCAGUCCAAAAAAA
Hippocampus comes (tiger tail seahorse) is the source of this 4936-nucleotide messenger RNA. It is a transcript of the gene slc6a5, whose product is annotated as solute carrier family 6 member 5. Lineage: Eukaryota; Metazoa; Chordata; Actinopteri; Syngnathiformes; Syngnathidae. Gene Ontology annotation, molecular function: amino acid:sodium symporter activity. Gene Ontology annotation, biological process: sodium ion transmembrane transport; amino acid import across plasma membrane; nitrogen compound transport. The record is from RefSeq and is a predicted model, not a curated record. The transcript has 15 exons. The coding region runs from base 2049 to 4349 and encodes 766 amino acids. Gene Ontology annotation, cellular component: plasma membrane.